Messenger RNA from Neopelma chrysocephalum (saffron-crested tyrant-manakin), 2011 nucleotides. RefSeq names its product RNA polymerase III subunit G (gene POLR3G). Gene Ontology annotation, biological process: transcription by RNA polymerase III; cell population proliferation. The transcript is spliced from 9 exons. NCBI's taxonomy places the organism in Eukaryota, Metazoa, Chordata, Aves, Passeriformes, Pipridae. The record is from RefSeq and is a predicted model, not a curated record. Gene Ontology annotation, cellular component: RNA polymerase III complex. The coding region runs from base 321 to 968 and encodes 215 amino acids.
CCAGCGAAGACAUGACCCAGCCGUCGCUGGUCGGCGGCGCAGCACCCCCAAGUUCCGGCGGCGGCGGGCGGGGCUGGCACGGCCCGGCCCACUGCGGCAACGGCGGGCGGAGCGCGAAGGGUGAGAAGCGGUGGAGUCUUGAGGGGGUCUAUGAUCCACAAAACACGAUCUUCGUUCUGAGGAUACCGAGAACCUGUGGGAGUGCUCAGCCUCCUCCCGUCCGCUGCCGUCGGUCCAACCGCCUCGCAGCUGCCAGGGAUCCCGAUUCCAGAGGCCUUUCCCUCCCCAAGGCAUCGGCUGCCUUCCCCUGAUACCUCCAAAUGGCUGGGUCAGGUAGAGGAAGAGGACGUGCUUCGUUUACCUUCAACAUUGAGGCUAUUGGAUUUGGUAAUGGUGCAGCUCUGCCUGAUGUCAUCUGUAAGCCUCUACCACCAUUUCCAAGUACAGACAAUAAGCCAGUGCCUCUGAAAACAGGAGAAGAUGAAGAUUACAUGUUGGCCUUAAAACAAGAUCUUAGAGGAACUAUGAAAAGAAUGCCGUACUUUUUGACAGUAGAAGAAGAACAUCAAGCAAUUGAGAGGUACAGUCAAAAGUACCAGGACAGUGAAAAGGAGCAGAAAACAUGGACUCCAGAUUGGAGAAGACUCCCAAGAGAGAUGAAACCAAAGAAGACAAGCAAAAAAGGUGCAAAACCAAAAAAGGCAAAAAACUUUGAGCUUAAAAGUAAUCUGGAUGUGAUAAAAAAAAUUGAGGAGUUGGAAAAGAAGGAUGAUGAAGAAGAAAAAUCUGAAGAUGAGAAAGACAAAACAAAAGACAAAGAAGGUGAAGAUGAAGAAGAAGCAGAAGAACCAGAGGAAUAUGAUGAAGAGGAACAUGAAGAGGAAAAUGACUACAUUUCUUCCUAUUUUGAUGAUGGAGAUGACUUUGGUGCUGGCAGUGAUGACAAUAUGGAUGAAGCAACAUACUAACUGUGGUUGCUAGGUGCUACACUGCUCAAGCCUUACACUACUUGAAGUAGAAUUCUGGAGGUAGGCUGAAUAUCAACAGACCUAAUGCUUUAGCUCCAUUGGUUUUAAGCAGACUCUCCAAAACUACAUUGGAGUUUAAUUGUAUUAUGCUGUAAAAGAGGAUAUGAGAUCCUUUGUUUUGUUCUUUUGCCAAGCGUUUUGCAGAUAUGCGCCUUUUUAAGGUCUUCUGGAAUGCCUCCUGAUGGAGUAAGCUAUAUGCCAUUGUGUUGCCUCUGCACAGAAAAAGAAUGUAUGCAUUUUACUUGAAAUUGUGCCUAAGCAUUUGCACUAGUCAGUUCUGUGCCUCAGCAGUGAAAUCUUGAAACCAGUCAUGAAAUUAUUGAUGACUGCAGCAAAAGAGAUUUGGCCUUUAUGGACAUAAACUGCUUGCAUCUGGCAGCUGACUUCUCUGAGGAAGCUUAUGUAACUUCUGAGUUCAAGUGACUGGAAAUAAUUGAUGACUAAGCACUUUAAUAUAAACUGACUUGAAAAAAACUUAGAAGUAUAGACAAACAAUAUGACAGUAAUUUGAAAAGCCACUACUGUAGUUAGAAGAAUACAUUGCCUUUAGUAUUUUGGUAAAAUGUAUUACAUUAUCUUUAUAAAUCAGCUUAAGUUAUAAUUAAGGACAAUUUGAUUUAAAAAGAAUAUAUGGCAGAAGUUAGGAAAUUACAGAAUCCUGGUUUCACCAGUUAGUGAAAAUUUCAGUCCUUUGCCUCAGUUUCUCCGCCUGUUACAGACUUUCUUACCUCACAGAGCUGUUAAGUGAGAAGGAAGAUGAUAUGUAUCUAUGUAAUUGUUAAUGCAUUUGUUUACUUCCUACAGAACAAACAUGACAGAAACAGACAACAAAUCAAUAGAAAAUAAAACCCAAAAAUAUAAGAAAAUAAUGUGGUGCAGUAUUUUAAUGCAUGAGGUUUUUAAUUAGAAAAGCAAGGGAAGAAUGCUAAGAAUAGCAAAACCAGAAUGUUUGGAAACAUCAAUUUUAUUAAAGAACAAAAGCU